AUGGCGCAUAUAAGGCGAACGGAGCACUACCACUUCUACGAAUGUAGUCAUCCCUUCAUCAGCACAGAUCUCUACGAAUCCGACGAAGUCUUCUCAGUUUGUCCCACGAAGUUCUCAACCUCCAUUGGUCUUCGUCCACACAUAUCGAGCGCAGCCUCUUCCACUCGGGUUCAUUCCGGCUGGAUUCCACAGAUCCUUUCCAUUUGGACAGCAAAGAGUAUGAUCGACUACCUGAUGAACAAGCACUAA
Nezara viridula (southern green stink bug) is the source of this 249-nucleotide messenger RNA. NCBI's taxonomy places the organism in Eukaryota, Metazoa, Arthropoda, Insecta, Hemiptera, Pentatomidae. The record is from the annotation of a GenBank genome assembly.